AUUAUCGAUUAUGACGAUAAAUACGAUAGUAACAAUAAUAAUAACGAUAAUAACGACAAUAACGAUAAUAACGAUAACAAAGGUAAUAACGACAAAAACGAUGAUAACGAUAAUAAGAAUAUUAACGAUAAUAUUAAAAAUAGUAAUAAUAAUAACAAUCAAAAUAAUAAUAACAUACAUAAUAAUAAUAAUAAUAAUAAUAAUAAUAAUAAUAAUAAUAAUAGUAAUAAUAAUAAUAAUAAAAAUAAUAAUAACAUUUAUAAUAAUAAUAAUAAUAAUAAUAAUAUUAGUAAUAAUAAUAACAAUAAUAAUAAUAAUAAAAAUACGAUUUUGACGAUAUCAAAAAAUAAUAAUAAUAUUAAUAAUAAAAUUAAUAAUAAUAAUACAAAUAAUAAAAAUAAUAAUAAUAACAGUAAUAACAAUAAUAAUAAGAACGAUAAUGGCGAUAAUAACGAUACUAACUAUAAUAGCGAUUAUAACGAUAAUAAUACUACUAAUAAUAAUAAUAAUAACGAUAACAACGAUAAUAGAGAUUAUAAUAAUGAUUACGAUAAUGACAAUAAUGAUUUUAACAGAAAUAACGAAAAUAACGAUAAUGACGAUAAUAAUGAUGUUGAAUGCAACGGUGAUCACUUGUUAUCGGCACUUAACGUGGCUGUGACGUCAUGGUGGCCACCGUUUUAUUAUGCGCGUACGUUACGUUGUGUCGUAUUGAAACAUUCUAAACAAAGAAAGUAUGAACCAGAAAGUAGCACAGUCUUUGCUAUUUGUCACGACUUUUUCGCUACAGUUUUUUGCAAUUAUUCUCCCUAA
This is a messenger RNA of Vespa velutina, 813 nucleotides long. Its product is annotated as glycosyltransferase-like protein gnt13. The record is from RefSeq and is a predicted model, not a curated record. NCBI's taxonomy places the organism in Eukaryota, Metazoa, Arthropoda, Insecta, Hymenoptera, Vespidae. The annotation marks the transcript as partial. The transcript is spliced from 6 exons.